GAUCAACAGGUUCCACAUGCUGACACGGCCCAAAAUAUUUCCAACCACUCUGGUGAGCUGCGCAAGAUUGCCUGGAAUGUCCACACUUGGUACGAGUAGCAGCAUGUGCCUUUUCUUGCUUGAGAGUCGCUUUGCCGCAUUUCUUCCGUUUUAAUCACUCUUUAUACGUGAUAUUACCAGCGUCUCGUUCUUCCUAUACCUGAUACCCAUGUGUCUAUCCUGUUAACAGCAUUUGCGCUUGUCUCCAGUGCCCUGGGUUUUCGGUCAUCCAGUCUAUGACAUCGGACUAUCAACAAAUCCGCAAACAGAGGGCCUGCAAGUUCUUCUCCACAUACCUAUGUCGCAGACCCAGCUACGAACUCGCGCCCGCGCUUCUGUGGAAUACGAGCACCAAGCUGAGAAACUAUCACUCGACCCAAAUUGCAGUGUCCACGGCGACGACGCGAAUGGCGUCGCUGUCAAAGCUACCUUCGUCACACCGUUAGACCCUGUCAUCGUGACCAAUGAUGGCAACAGGUUACCUUCGGUCCCUGUGCAGGAGGCUCACAAAAUAAACAUACUCAAGGCAAGGGCUGAAGGCCGGCCUCAUCGACCCAAAGUUCCUCGACCCCGAGGGCUCAGCAGGUUUGAUGUACAGAAUGUGGAAAAGAACGACGUCAAUAGGGAAGAGUUGUUGCGAGACGAUCGGGAAAGCGAGACAAGUCGUCUAGACGAGGCACUACCUCCGUCGCAUACACAUCCACUUUUCCCUCCAUUACCUCUGUACGGACCUCCAACCUUACUCCGCAACUUACAAUGCUUGACCUUUCGAGCCACCUCUGCUUUCCUGUCGACCGCAUUUCUGCUCGUCAUCGUUCUCGGAGCGCUGUUUACAUCUAUACCACACUUGGUGAAGCACGCAUGGCUGUGGCUGACAUUUCGAGAUCCGAACGGGAAAAGGAUUUUCCAUGAAGAAGAGAAGCGAAGGGCAGAGAGACGGAAAAAGGAAGAAACAGAAUGGUUGAGGAGGAAGCGGGAGCUCAGUCUGGAAAACCGCCAUCAACAGAACUCUUCGUCUUCCACAACCAAUCCGUACGAGCCUCUCGAGGGUGGCCCUGACAAGCUUGUCUGUGAUAUAAGAUAUUAUGCACGACGAGUCGGCUUGGAUGCAGAAGAAUUCCGAGUGCAGACUGAAGAUGGUUUCAUCAUCACUCUGUGGCACAUCUACAACCCAACCGAAUACAAGCCUUCUCCUGCGGUCGACCGAAGAGCAAAAUCUCCUCAGGUCUUCACAGAUCAGAAGGAUCUCAAUCAGCAAGUCCAAAAACGAUACACCAACGGUAAUAGAAGAUAUCCUGUGCUGCUAGUCCACGGUCUGUUGCAGAGCGCCGGUGCAUACUGUGCGAAUGACGACGACAGCCUAGCAUUUUUCUUGUGCAAAUCUGGCUAUGAUGUGUGGCUGGGAAAUAACAGAUGUGGAUUCGAGCCUGAACACAGCCUCCUUCAAUACUCAGAUCCGCGAAUGUGGGCUUGGAACAUCCGACAAAUGGGCGUAAUGGAUCUUCCUGCACUGAUAUCCAGGGUGCUCGAAGAGACUGGAUUCGAGAAGCUAGGUCUUGUGUGCCACAGCCAAGGUACCACAGAGACGUUUGUGGCUCUCGCGAAAGAACAGCGACCUGAUAUCGGGGACAAGAUCAGCGUGUUCUGCGCGUUGGCUCCAGCAGUCUACGCUGGACCACUGAUUGACAAAAUGUACCUCAAGUUCAUGAGGAUUAUAUCGCCGAAGAUGUUUCGCGUGUUCUUUGGCAUACACAGUUUCAUUCCUCUCAUGAUGAUCAUGCAUCGAAUGUUGCCCGGCAAAGUCUACGGCUUCAUGGGCUAUCUGGUGUUCUCGUUUCUCUUCAACUGGACCGACACCCGGUGGGACAGAGGUAUUCGAGAUCGGCUGUUUCAAUUUUCUCCAGUCUAUGUCAGUGCAGAGAGUAUGAGAUGGUGGCUAGGACGUGAAUGUUUCACGAAACAAAGGUGCAUCCUGGCCACUAGAGAGUCGGCGCAGCAGGAGGACGUUGAAGACGAAUCGGAGGAAGAGAGACGCGAAGAUGCAAUGUCCGACCCUGCCGAUCGAGGUAGAACGGCGUGGUAUGACGAGCACGUCCCUCCAAUCGCUCUAUGGGUGGCUGGAAGUGAUGACUUAGUUGAUGGUCGAAGACUGCUGCGCAGGUUUGAAAGAGGACGUGAACCACACGUCAAUGUGGUCCAUAGCAAGGUGAUUGAAGAAUAUGAACACCUCGAUGUCCUCUGGGCGAUGGACGCAGUCGAGCAGGUGGGAAAGGAGGUUCGAGACGUUUUGUGGAAAACGAUGCCCGAGGACGCCAGAAGCAUAUGCAGGGAAAUUUCUGGCGUCGUUGGGAGUUCGGAAGAGGGACAAGCGACCGACACAGCAAACGGUCUCGGGACUGGAGAAGCUUGAGAGUCCUUUCCCGUUGUACAGAAGCAAUAUACAUGAUGAUAGUAGAUAAUAACCGAAUAGUACACAAGAUACCC
Exophiala xenobiotica is the source of this 2523-nucleotide messenger RNA. RefSeq lists its product as uncharacterized. Bases 338 to 2449 code for a protein of 703 amino acids. NCBI's taxonomy places the organism in Eukaryota, Fungi, Ascomycota, Eurotiomycetes, Chaetothyriales, Herpotrichiellaceae. The transcript has a single exon. Gene Ontology annotation, biological process: lipid metabolic process. The record is from RefSeq and is a predicted model, not a curated record.